AUGAUAGUGGAUUCAUUAACUAAACGUUUACCACCCAAGACAUUCAUUGGCCAUGUUGAAAGAAUGGGUAUAAGGGAUAAGUCCUUGUUAACAAUGUACUCAAGUACUUGGAAUUCAAUGGAUGAAGACAAGGUUUCUCUGGAUCCCAUUGAAUUUCAUUCAGAAGAAGAGCCUUAUAAAGAUCAUAUGGAUUCUUAUCAAAGAAAAAUAGGAUUAACUGAGGUUGUUCAAACAGGUACAGGUCAGCUAAAUGGUAUUCUUGUAGCAAUUGGUAUUAUGGAUUUUCAGUUUAUGGGAGGUGGCAUG
Molecule: messenger RNA, 306 nt
Organism: Sphenostylis stenocarpa
Lineage: Eukaryota; Viridiplantae; Streptophyta; Magnoliopsida; Fabales; Fabaceae
Source: the annotation of a GenBank genome assembly